UGUAGCAGCAAAAAGGUGUGGAAGCCGUGACCUGGAACUGAACCUGAGGUAAUAACACGGCCUUCGUAGCAGCUCAGUUCUUUUACAGGAAAAUCUAGAAGAUGCCUCUGAAUUUCUAAGAUGAACAAUGUGUGGAGUUACUUCAGCUGAAACCCCCCUUCUUACUGCUGAAAACUUUAAGAGCUAUCUGGCCUCUGAUGACGUACUGGUUUACUAUUUCAAUGAGUUCUUAAGUCUGCCGUCUUUCUCAGAAGCUUUGGUGUACAACCAGCAAUCUGGACUUUUUGAGGUGGUGACUAAAAAAGCUGACGUUGUCGCCAAACGGAUCAGAGCUUCCCUGAAACAAUAUAAAUCAUUACUGCUCUCUGAUGACCUAGAAACAUUUUCCAAAAUGCCACCUGUACCGGACAUCUGUUUCACUGUCACUUGCCUCAGCAGAGAGGAAGGAACUCGGUGGAUUACGGAGACAAGACUGCCCUUCUUCCUGCAGAGCGAUUUCUACCAUGAGUACAGACUUGCCAAGCUGCUGUUUCAGUGGAAGCCAACCUUUUGGAGCCUUGAUUGGAAAAACGGGUCAGAUGAAAAAGACAUUAGCAGUCAUGCAAUCUCAGAAUUGCUUGAUUACUCCUCUUCUGAAGAAGAUUCUUCAGAUUCUCUGGAGAGUACAUCACCGGAACCAGAAGUUGAAUGUGAGCAAACUCAAAAACUCCACAGCUCAUCUGACCUGUCAGCGGGUCCAUCAGACAACCUCACUGCUGAAGAACAGCCACAGUACUUUGCUAGUAAAGUCGUUGGAGGCCAGCCAGACCUCUCCAGGACAGAUGACCAACACAAAGCAAAUAAAGACAAAGCAAAAUUGGAGAGGAAGAAAUCAACACCAUUAAACAGUCCAAAGAAUAGUAGAGAUAAGCCAGCAAAGGUUAAGAAGAGUCCUCUUUUGUGCUGGCAAGCCUCCUGUGCUGAUGGGAAUAGGCCAGGCUUGGAUGAGUUCAAAGAGUUUUUGCGAGGAACGUCAGGAGAGAAGCUUCUAAAUCUGUGGAUGGAUAUUCAGACACUGAUAGCGUUGCAGACGGAAGAACGGAAAAAAAGAUAUUUAGUUCUGUUGAGGAACUGCUACCUGAGGAGCAGCAGUCCUUGUUGUUUGAAUGGGAAGCUGCUUGCAAGGUUGGGGCUGUCUAACUCCCCCUGCUGGACAGAGGAGAAACUGUUCUCGGUUCAGGAACUACUAACUGAGCCUCUACUCAGCUACUGGUUGCCUCGGUACUGGAUGAAGACGUGUUGCAGACAGCCUGGCAGUCACUCUGAAGAGUAUCUGUCCCCAUUCCAUCAUUCUGCUAUGACUCAGAUGUCUGCCAAAUGUGAGACACCAUUUGGAAGAAGAGUGAAACCGAUGAUGACGUCUCUGUUUUUUGAGUUCCGGACUGGGCUGUACUUCACACACUACUGUGAACAAUCUGGAAACAAGCUUUGGGUAAAUGCAGUUUACUUCUGGACAGACCUGCAGCACUACCAUGAACUGUUCCACCAGGAGCGAAUGGACCCCUAUAGUGUGCAGAGAGAGGCACAGGUCCUUUAUUUCACAUAUAUCUCCAGCUUUGCCAGGAGGAGAAUUAAUGUUAAGACCGAAAUCAGAAGAGAGGUGUACAACAAACUGCAGCCUGCUUUUGAGGAGCUGUUUGAUAGGGUGGAGGAACAUGUGCUGGACAUCCUUCUGGAGCCGUGGACACAGCUGAACCAGAGGGACAAAGAGUUAUUUGAGCAGGUUCCUGUGCAAGAGGAGCAGCGGUGCUUCUUCAAUACAGAGUACAGAGAACUCCUGAGGCUCUGCAAGGAAUCAAAGGAGCACCAGAGACGGAUCAGCAGGCAACAAAAGCAGAGGUCCAUGAAUCUUCCUAUAUCCAUCGAGCCAUUCCCUUCAAAGAGAAACCGAAACUCUGGUCUGUGGUCCAGAGUGGCUGCAGUUUUCCGCGGUUAUCGUCUUUUGACCUUACUUCGUCAGCCUCAAGAGAUUGGAUACUUCAUGAAUUCCUUGGAGGAACAUGAUGCCGGCAUUCAUCUGAGCUGUUGGUUGGACCUAGAGCGGUACAAGGGAAUUGCUAAGACCAACAAGAGCUCCAGACAGGAGAUGUCAACUAUGAUUGUUGAAAAGUACCUGAACAAAGGCUACUUCUUUGGUCCUCGCAGCCCUGCCACAGAAAAACAACAGAAAGAUAUUCUAGUUAAGGCAGGUGGAGAGGAGAAACUGCAGUCAGAAACCCUCUCAAACGGAGUCGCGAUUGCAAUCCAGGAAAUAAUCCGACCUUACCUUGAAGAAACAUGGAUGCCUUUGUUCCUCUCCUCAAAAGAGUUUGUUGAGCGACAGAAAGUAAAGGAAAAGGAAAAGAUUAAAUCAGACGAUAGAGCCGCACAGCUGAACCGGAUCAAAGCAAGGAAGGCUUCACAGAUGAAUACCUCCAGAGAUAUCCUUCUGUUUCGGAGAGCUCUUCUCAACCCGUCCACCUGCAAGCAGUUCCAGGACUACGUCUCUGUGAAAGGAGAGUUACUGGAAAAUGACGUGCGCUUCUGGGUGGAGGUGCAGAGAUAUAAGGACCUCUGCCAUUCGCACAGCAGUAUGGUCACCGUCCAGCAUAAAAUCUCCACAAUCAUCAGCUGUUUCAUCAACUCUUCCAUCCCACCAUCUGUGCAGAUCAACAUUUCUCAUGAUCAGGCUCGGCGUAUUCUGGAAAGGCGCCGUGAGCUUGGGCCUUAUAUCUUCAGAGAGGCACAGAUAGCUGUGUUCAGUGAACUGCUGAAGCUUUGGCCCAAGUUUCAAGUGCUCAGCAGGAAUCUCUCCAAAGUGAAGCUCAUUCCCCUGCUGCAGGAAAAGAGAGCCAAACACAGGGCCAAAAUACGGAAACAGAGACGGCUGGAGGAGGAGGAAAGUGAAAGAAAAUUACAGUUGUUACAGGAGGAACGGGAGAAACAAGAGGCCUAUGCUAGUUUGGAGAAGGAUGAGCUUGACGGUAACGACGAGCCGGAACAAAAAGACGUAUCUAAAAUGCCUCGGAGGUCACGCAGCAGCUUCAGCUUCCAACGCACCAUGAGCAUCCAACUCGACUCCCAGAAUUUCCAAAGACCCCAAAGCUCAUUGAUGAUUCCCGUAGAACCACUGCUGUGGUCAUACUCCAAGUACAUGGAAGAUCAGCAGAAGGAGGGGGAGGAUGUGCUGAGUUUGCUGGAGAAUUCUGCCUCCACAGAUUCAGACUCCAGUAUCCUGUCAGUAAGCAGUAAGGAAGGCUCCCUGGUGCCAUCAAUUCCCUCCACUAGGAGGUUCACCAAAAUGAACAGAAGGGUGAAAACAUGUCCCAACCCUGGGCCCAGGAGGAGCACUGCUAUCUGAACAGGAGUGAAGGCUGAGAGAGUAACUGAUACAUUGAUUAUAAGAAGUUGAAGACGUAUAUUAGAAUAUUUCUUAUUCAGGCCUAAGCCUUAUGGGGCCUGCUGAUUGUGAAAGUAGUGAUGCCCACGGUUUCAAUAUCUUUUUAGCUGCACUAAAAAUAAAGGAAUACUUCAUGUGA
Molecule: messenger RNA, 3557 nt
Organism: Poecilia reticulata (guppy)
Lineage: Eukaryota; Metazoa; Chordata; Actinopteri; Cyprinodontiformes; Poeciliidae
Gene: rgs22
Product: regulator of G protein signaling 22
Biological process (GO): regulation of signal transduction
Cellular component (GO): cytoplasm; nucleus
Molecular function (GO): G-protein alpha-subunit binding
Source: RefSeq, a predicted model, not a curated record